This is a messenger RNA of Daldinia childiae, 5406 nucleotides long. RefSeq names its product Long chain acyl-CoA synthetase 7, peroxisomal. The coding region runs from base 1 to 5406 and encodes 1801 amino acids. The transcript has 8 exons. NCBI's taxonomy places the organism in Eukaryota, Fungi, Ascomycota, Sordariomycetes, Xylariales, Hypoxylaceae. Gene Ontology annotation, biological process: long-chain fatty acid metabolic process. Gene Ontology annotation, cellular component: endoplasmic reticulum; membrane. Gene Ontology annotation, molecular function: protein binding; long-chain fatty acid-CoA ligase activity. The record is from RefSeq and is a predicted model, not a curated record.
AUGGCUGGAAUAGGACCCGAUCCGAAGAUUGAAGCUUAUAUUAAGCAAUUGUCGACGCCGCCUCCACCAGGUUCACCUUAUUCUCUACCCGUCCCUGGUACCGAGCAAGAGGGUCGAUCUCCCAUCUACAGGCAUUGGCGAUUUCAAGAUAAACCCUUACUUAGCACCUUCACACCUGAAAUACGUACAUUUUACGAAUUGUUCCAGGAUUCCGUCAAGCGAUAUCCCAAUAACAAAUGUCUCGGUACACGACCCUGGAUCCCGGAAACUCAGUCGUGGGAGAACGGCUAUGUUUGGCAGUCCUACGCUGAGGUCGCGGCGCGAAGCAAGAAUUUCGGUUCUGGUAUAUAUGAGCUUCAUCGCCGAAUUGGAAUCCCGCCUGGCAACCAUGGCGUUGGUAUCUGGAGUCAGAACAGAGCUGAAUGGCAAAUAGCAGAUCUCGGAUUGAGUUCCCAGUCGCUCUUCUCCGUCUCGCUAUACGAAACUCUCGGUCCUGAUGCGUCCGAGUACAUCAUCAGGCAUUCCGAACUUGCCUGUGUAAUAUCCUCGCUACCUCAUAUAGCAACCCUCCUCGCCCUUGCGCCCCGAAUACCCUCCCUUAAGUUGAUCAUCUCCAUGGACCCCCUGGACGCUGGGGAGCAGAAUGGCUACUCUAAAAAGGCGCUGCUGAACGACAUCGCUGCACAGCACGGAGUCCAGAUAUGGUCGCUCGAGGACGUCGAGAAGCUCGGGGUGAAGAUAGCUCACCCCCCUCGCCCCCCUCGCCCAGAAGAUAUCCUCACUAUCAACUAUACGUCGGGCACUACUGGUGAUCCGAAGGGCGUGAUGCUUACCCAUGCCAACUGCGUCGCAGCGUGCGCGAGUGCUCGUUCCAGCGGAUCCUACACUCACAAAGAUAUAAGCAUUUCAUACUUACCUCUGGCUCAUAUAUAUGGACGCAUGAUAGAUCAGUGCUCCUUAGCUUCCGGUUCUGCCGUCGGAUAUUUCCAUGGAAAUAUGCUAGAGCUGGUUGACGACUUGAAGAUUCUAAGACCUACCGGCUUUAUAUCGGUCCCUCGGUUGUUCAAUCGAUUCAGCCUAGGAAUCAAAGCGCAGACCGUCGAAGCUGAUGGUGUGAAGGGCGCUCUUUCGCGGAGAGUCAUUGAGACAAAGAAGGCUAAUAUGAAACUCCCGCCUGGCAAGGCAUCCAACAAGCACCUUCUUUAUGACCGUAUGUGGACUCCCAAGGUACGAGCCGCAAUUGGCCUAGAUCGAUGCCGUUCCAUGGUGAGUGGAAGCGCGCAACUCGACCCCGAUGUUCACGAGUUCCUCCGAGCGGCCUUAGGAAACUUUUUCUGCCAGGGCUACGGUCUUACCGAAUCGUAUGCUGCAGGAUCGUUUCAGCUUGAAGGUGAUUAUUCUCUGGGUAACGUAGGUGGCCCGAUGCCUGGCAUAGAAAUAUGCUUGGAGUCGCAACCUGAACUUGAAUACCUCGUGACGGACAAGCCUAGGCCACGAGGAGAAUUGCUAUUACGAGGUCCUUUUAUUUUCCAAGGCUACUUGAAGAAUGAGGAGGAGACCAAGAAGGCUUUAGAGCCUGAUGGAUGGUUCCAUACGGGCGAUAUCGUCGAGAUUGACGAGCUCGGCCGAAUCAAGAUUGUUGAUCGUAAGAAGAACGUUCUCAAGUUGUCUCAGGGAGAAUAUAUCUCUCCCGAGCGUAUCGAGAAUGUGUUUAUGGGUAGCUCGAACCUGAUUGCUACUGCCUUUGUUCACGGCGAACCCAGCCAGUCGACCCUAGUUGGCAUCUUUGGUGUGGAUCCGGUUACAUUCGGUCCGUUUGCUAGCAAGAUCUUAAAGAAAACGGUAGCUUCCGAUGAUAUUGAAGCUAUUAAGGUGGCAGGCCAAGAUCCUCGUGUGGUAAAGGCCUUUAUCAAGCAUCUCGACGGUAUUGCCAAGAGUCACAAGUUCAACGGAUAUGAGCGUGUGCGAAACUGUCUCCUCGACGUUGAACCGUUUACGGUGGAUAAUCAGCUCUUAACACCAACUUUAAAACUUAAGAGACCUCAAACGGUGAAGAAGUUUAAGGACGAGAUUGUCCGUAUGUACGAAGAAAUCAAUGCGGAAACAGCUUCCGUUAAACCAAACUCUCCGCAAGAACGCCGCAAACGUCGUUGCUCUUCACCUAACUCUCGUUCAACAAAAGUUAACGCGUCAAACGCGCCGACUUCUACUCAUAUCAAACCUCGCUUCUUAUCGACGUCGCCUUUAAACCCUCACACUCACACAGCUGACAACCACUCGUCUAAACGUCAAAAGCUAUCGAAUAGCACCGGUCAUAAAACAGCUUCCCCAAUACCAGACACAGGGGCAUUGACAAAAUGCUUGCAAACGCAGGUAUUCCCACACCUCGACGCCGCCGUCAAGCAGCUGGAUAAGAAUGUCUUCAACGUCGAAAAGCUCGGCGGGAAAGUUAUUAGUACGAUCGCCGAUGACGACUUCCAACUACACUUCCACAAAGGCAAUGGCUGUCUCCCUCCGAAUAUCGAGUCAUCUAUUAUUGGGCGCAUUUAUAAAUUAGUAGCCGAAUUCACGGCGGGAAAUGAAUUCCGACACCAUCCUACUACUCGUGCCGUUUCACAGUCGACACUGGUGCCUGCUAAAGGGUCCAUAGCAAAGUCGAUCCCGAGCAUUCUUCCCUCUAUCGAGAAGCCACCAUCCGAGUUGGCGUCGAACAAUAAUGUCGAGGACGUUAGCGACGACUCGUAUGACGACGAUAGCUCGUGUAGCGAUGAAGCGUAUCUUUGUGAAACCGAAGAGAAACUGAAUGACAUUAUCGAAGAUGUUCUUCAGGAAAUCCAGAAACAUCUCCAAACUCAGUCAAGAAAGAAACACCGCGAGCCCAAAGGGGAAGAUCCGCUCGCAGACGUGAACAGCCGAUGGUCAAACCUGUCCGAUAUACCAUAUCAAGCUUCAAAGUUUCGGGGUAAGAUCAGAUAUGGGUUAAGUCAUGGUUGUCAUAUCAAGCUUCACUCACACGACCUACGCCAUCCUACUGUUUACCAUGUCGACUUCUGCGAUUUCGAGACCAAAUAUCUUCGAUAUGUAGCAAGGUCUCUAUGUAACAGGGUAUCUACUAAAGUUGAGAGGUCAGACACCAAGGAUUUACGCCAUCUGACGAAGAAGUUUGGAGACCUUAGAACUCUUAUUCUCGGAGCUCAUCGUCGUCGUUACGACCAAUUUGAUCCACCACCUUGGCUCCUACUGCAACGUUCUACAGAGAGUCUUCACAACUUCCUAAGUGACGUGCUUCACAAACAAGUGAACCCAGAGCCUAUAUUAUUAACUUUCGCACGAGAUGAGAGAAAUAGUAAGAAUGCGAAUAUUAUCAAGAGAGCGAACGUUGUGCCACUAUCACUAUACGCAAGGGAGAUGGCGGGCAACCGCCUUGGGGGUCUUAGGGUCUAUCACUCUUAUACCACAGUUUUCACAAGCAAUAGGGAGGACUUUUUAGAGCCCAAGGUUGAAUGGACCAACUGUGCUGGGGAUAUUAUGACUAUCAGCUGGCUGCCGGAUGCUACACGCUUCGUCUGCGGCGCGACCACUCAUUCCGACUCACACAAUCAACAGUAUAAUAAACCUGGCAACCUUCUAUUCGGCGAUGCGUCAUUAAAGACAUUAAGAGCGUAUCCCGAUCACCGUAUACCCCGUCCGCUCGUUGCCCAUGGUGAAAAUGCUUUGGAAGCAAUGAGGGAAAGUCAAGAUCCUUGGCUAUUUACGUCUGUGGUCUCGUCAGAUUAUGAUCCCGUCUUUGACUUUGCGUUUACCUCAAGCUUCGACAAUACGGUCAAGGUCUGGCACACAACUAAAGGGGCUAUAGCACUUCGCGAGACGUGGCACCACGAGGGACACGUUAAUUUCGUCGUGACGAAUAAAAGUAAACAUGGUAGUAAGGUCGCCACAGCCACCGAUGUUCCUACAAGAGCAGUACGGGUUUAUUAUGCGCAACGUGACAGGUCGGGCAACUACUCGCAGGCUUACAGGUAUAAAGAGUUCUCUUGCAAGCGAGUACAUGGUGAAGACUACGCCCCCUCGGAUAAAUGGGCCUACUUCCCGUCUGCCAUCCGCUGGGGAAUAGACUCAAGCGUGAACCAUCUCCUACUGAUCGGAUAUUCACCAAGGAGCCUUAACAAUGACGACAGCGAGAUUCCUGAAGAGAAGCGUUCUACUGGAGAGCUCUGUUUAUGGGAUAUGAAUACAUAUACCGAGGUCAAGGUCAAUAGUGCAGCUACUGCGAAUGUAUUCGAGGUUGUGUGGCAUCCUAAUCGGCCAAGCUUUGCCGCGGCAACUUCGGCGUCACAGACUUCUGAGAAGUUGGAGGAGCAUAUUCGAACGCAGAUUCGUAUCUUUGAGUUGAACGAGGCCUCGGGUCAAUAUAGCGUCAUCAAAACACUCGAUUGCCCUGCCAUUGACAUCAAUGAGCUUGCAAUCAGACCCAACAGUAUUCUAUACUCGUACAUCGCCGCCGGCUGUACUGACGGCAAAGCCUACGUCUGGGACUCGGCCGCGAGCGAGGACCAACCAAUGUGUGUCCUCGAACAUGGCGAUCCGGUUGAAGAAGUUAUCGGAAACAGAGAGCAGGAAGACGUUGGGGUUAAAUUUAUAGCGUGGGCCACAUCCCCCGAUCGUCUAUAUACAGGUUCAUCCGACGGGUUUGUUAAGGUGUGGAAUAUACGACAGGGGGAGGGAGAGUUGGUGAGAGACCUAAUCGAAGUGCCAGCGCCCAUCACAGCCGGUGCUUUCUCACCGGACUUCACAAAACUUCUUAUUGGAGACGGUAGUGGACGAGUAUAUCUAAUGGAUAUGGAAGACGACGAAGAGAAUAACGGCCAGGAUAACCCAGCCGCCACUUCUUCGGGGGUUGUCAACAUGCAGGUCAAUGGCAGGCAACGCGCAAUUCGUCGGCCUCGCCCCUUUAUUCCUCACCCCGAAGUCCCCCCUCCGAACCAGGACGGGGACAACAAACAUUCAAACCAACCUCAAUACCAACUAGGUCAAAGACGAGCAAGGGAAUACUUGGAAACAUCACACCUCACUCUCCAUCCCGACCCCACCAUCGGCGCGGUUCAAGGCCCAGCGUACCCCGAAACAGGCCUCUACCGAGCAGAAGCCCAUCUCAACGGAGAUCCCCAAGCACCGCUCCUAAGCAGAUUCGAAGGUCUACAGCAGGCCAAUCAGUCCUUCUCCAGAACAACCAGGUUCCGGAGACAGAGAAGCGUAGAUGACAUGGCGUGGGACUUGCAGGCGCGAAAUGCGGCUGUAGAUGCGGAUGUCGAGGAGAUGUUGGAUCCGGAUACCCGUAUGGCGCUUGAGGCUGAAGAGGCGGAGUUUGGCGAGGCGUUGGUGGAGCUCGAGUAUGAAGAUGAAUGA